AUGGUUAUGAGGGCACUGCUGAGCCAGGAGCUGCCACAGCUGAAGGAGCAGGAAGUCCCAGAGGACUCCUUGGAUGAAAUUUGCUUGACUCCUUCAGUUCAACGUGACCUGUCUGGCUGCCACCAGCCUUAUAGCGGCACCUCGUCCUCGUUUGAUGAUCAGCUCACAUGCUCUGCUCUGGAUGUAGCCUCGCCCUCCCAGGAGACCUGUCCCCAAGGGACUUGCAGUGGAGACUUGAGCUACUACCUCUCAGAGGUGCAGCCUUCACAGACACAGCUGGAAUCAAGUACCCAGUUGCCCAUUUCUUUAGGACUAGAGCUGGAUCAAGGGAUCGACUCUGGGAAUGACUUAGCCAAGCGAGGCCUUUCAUCCACCACCUGCAGCUUCACAGCCAAUGCUGAUUCUGGGAACCAAUGUCCCUUUCAAGUUUCCAGGCAGAGAGAAGCAGCUCUGGGCGGUCCGCUAAGGCUCCGGCCCGAGGGGGUCUUUCAGCAGAGUAACGGUUCUUCCAGUCCCCGCUCCCAAGCCACUGCGCCGACGCUCCAGCCCAGGACUUUCCGGGGGCUUCCUUCUGGCACCCGCACCGCUGACAGCGGCACUGGGAACUGUGUCGCCCCGGGCCGCACAGCCCCUCCCGAGACCCAGCCCGCCGCUCCCUCACUUCCUGCCCUCCGGAGGCGGCCCGGCCAGUCCGGUGGAGUCCGGCGACGCCAGCUCCUCCCCAGCGGCGGCGGGACGGGCCACACCCUGCGCGCCGCGCGGGCCCGGGCUGGGUCUCCGCUCCUGCGCCGUGCGCGCCGCAGCCGCGCCCCGCCGGCGCCCCGAACGCUGCUGCGCCGCGCGCCCCUCCCAGCCAGGCAUCGCGCGGUUCCUGAUCGCGCCCCGCUGCCCCCGGUCUCCCGUGACUUCCUCGGCCCGGCCGCCCGCGCCUCCGGGAGCCUGCUGCGCUGGCUGCGGGGCUUUGUGCUGCCCACCGCGGCCUGCCAGGAGGCGGAGCCGCCGACGCGCUAUGAGACCCUCUUCCAGGCUCUGGACCGCAACGGGGACGGAGUGGUGGACAUCGGCGAGCUGCAGGAGGGGCUCAAGAACCUGGGCAUCCCCCUGGGCCAGGACGCGGAGGAGGAGCCCUCAUGAAUGGGAUUAGCGCUUGUAUACAAGUGACCCAGAAGAGCUUCCUUGCCCCUUCCACCACGUGAGGUCACAGUGAGAAGACAGUUGUCUAUGGAACCAGAAAGUGGGUCCUCACUACACACUGAAUCUGCUAGCACCUUGAUCCAGGACUUGCAGUGUCUGGAA
This is a messenger RNA of Cebus imitator (Panamanian white-faced capuchin), 1296 nucleotides long. RefSeq lists its product as uncharacterized. The coding region runs from base 1 to 1134 and encodes 377 amino acids. The record is from RefSeq and is a predicted model, not a curated record. Lineage: Eukaryota; Metazoa; Chordata; Mammalia; Primates; Cebidae. Gene Ontology annotation, molecular function: calcium ion binding. The transcript has 5 exons.